Messenger RNA from Salmo salar (Atlantic salmon), 2616 nucleotides. The record is from RefSeq and is a predicted model, not a curated record. Lineage: Eukaryota; Metazoa; Chordata; Actinopteri; Salmoniformes; Salmonidae.
AUAAGCGGGUUUAGCCAUAAUUAUGACUUUGUGGCUGUGAUAACUAAUGACGACCACACACGCACACCUCAGUGGCACAGCGAGGGGACGCGCUAUAGACAGACAGACAGCUAGAUAUGGAAAUGCAGACAAAAUGCAGCGUCUCCGCUCUGUGAGCUGCAUACACCAGAACACAACCCGGAUUCACUGCCCAAAAACCUCCCGAUAACACUGUUGUUGUUGCAAAAAAAAAAAAAACAGUUUUAGGUUUUAGGUUUAACCGUCGUCCUUCGCGGCAGACAGCGUUUGGUGACUGGACUAGUGGUGCGUCUUCCGUUCUGUCGCUGCGGCAGAGCGUUCUUCUUCUCUUCAGUCGAGCCAGGGCUGUUGUACAGCAGCCAUCGCUGUAUGAUUCGCCUUGUUCUGCGCUGUUACAGCUUUCUAUCUAUUCGUUCGUGCGGGAGAGCGCUGGUGGUGAUCUAGUGUGGAUCUAGUGGGCGCAUUACAUCCGUCUCUACCGCGUCUACGGUCUGCUACCCUGCUGUCGCUUUCAGGAUGGCGCUAACGAUUUGCACGAGAUUCACUGACGAAUUCCAGCUAUUCGAGGAGCUGGGGAAGGGAGCGUUCUCUGUGGUGAAGAGAUGUCUCAGGAUCUCGUCUGGUCAGGAGUUUGCUGCCAAAAUCAUAAACACCAAGAAAUUAUCUGCCAGAGACCACCAGAAGCUUGAGAGAGAGGCCAGGAUUUGCCGUCUGCUGAAACAUCCCAAUAUUGUGAGGCUUCAUGACAGCAUAUCAGAGGAGGGCUUCCACUACCUGCUGUUUGAUCUGGUGACUGGAGGAGAGCUGUUUGAGGACAUCGUAGAGGAGUACUACAGUGAGGCUGACGCCAGUCAUUGCAUACAGCAGAUUGUAGAGAGUGUUCAUCACUGCCAUGUCAAUGGUAUCGUUCACAGGGACCUGAAGCCUGAGAACCUCCUAUUGGCCAGUAAGCUGAAGGGGGCGGCGGUUCUAGCUGACUUUGGGCUCGCCAUCGAGGUGCAGGCCGACCAACAGGCAUGGUUUGGUUUUGCUGGUACUCCAGGCUACCUGUCUCCAGAGGUCCUGAGAAAAGACCCAUAUGGGAAGCCUGUGGACUUGUGGGCCUGUGGGGUGAUCCUGUACAUCCUAUUGGUCGGUUACCCUCCCUUCUGGGACGAGGACCAGCACAGACUGUACCAGCAGAUCAAGGCUGGAGCCUAUGAUUUCCCAUCUCCAGAGUGGGACACGGUGACUCCUGAUGCCAAAGACCUGAUCAAUAAGAUGUUGACCAUCAACCCCGACAACGCAUCACCCCGCAGAGGCCUCAAACACCCCUGGAUCUGUCAACGGUCCACUGUAGCUUCCAUGAUGCACAGACAGGAGACUGUGGAGUGUCUGAAGAAGUUCAACGCCAGGAGGAAACUCAAGGGAGCCAUUUUGACCACACUGCUGGUAACAAAAAACUUCUCAGUCAAGAGUCUGCUGAACAAGAAGGCUGAUGCCGUCAAGGCGAACAACAAAGCCAACACAGUGACCAGUCCUAAAGACACCAGCUUAACCCCAGCACUGGAACCCCAGACCACAGUGAUCCACAACCCAAUAGAUGGGAACAAGGAGUCUAUAGAGAGCACCAACACCCCCAUCGAGGACGAGGAUGUCAAAGCUCGGAAGCAGGAAAUUAUCAAAGUCACAGAGCAGCUGAUCGAAUCCAUCAACAACGGAGACUUCGAGGCCUACGCGAAGAUCUGUGAUCCUGGUCUGACGUCGUUUGAACCAGAAGCUCUGGGGAACCUGGUAGAGGGACAUGACUUCCAUCGCUUCUACUUCGACAACGCCCUGUCUAAAGGUAACAAGCCGGUGCACACCAUCCUCCUCAACCCUCACGUCCAUCUGAUAGCGGAGAACGCUGCGUGCAUCGCCUACAUCCGACUGAGCCAGUACAUGGACGCGGGGGGGAUGCCUCGCACCAUGCAGUCUGAGGAGACCCGCGUCUGGCAUCGCAGAGAGGGAAAGUGGCAGAACAUUCACUUCCACCGCUCCGGCUCGCCCAGCGUACCAUCCCAUUAAUGGAAUAUCAAGCUUCAGUCUAAACUCCCAAGACAGGCAACAAUCAACUAGCCAACCCGUGGUCACCAUUUUACCUCUAACCCCUCUGUAUGGACAUGACAUCACACAGGAAAAGGAAAUCAACCCUAAAGGUCGUCAGUCAUCCUAACCACCUAGGCUGCGUCCCUAAUGGCACCCUAUUCCCUACAUAAGGCCCAUGGGCUCUGGUCAAAAGUAGUGCACUAUAUAGGGAAUAGGGUUCCGUUUGGGACUUAGCCCCCCCCCCCCCUAGAGCGGCCUGCAGCAGACCAUGGCCAUUAUCCACUGGAGCAUAUUACCUGACAUCUGGUUUUUAAACUGUUUUUGGUGCAUUUUAAAUGUAUAGAGAUGUUUAAAAAUCUACUGCUGUCACUCCUCCCAUUUUGAACUUGUAUUUGUACGUGUGUUUUACGUGUUGCACUACGAAAUAUUUAAAGAUCAGAAUGUUAAAAUCGAGCUUGCUUUUGUUCUGGUGAAAUGUAUAUAUAUUAUAUAUUGUGAUUGUUGAUUAAAAAAAUUUAAUAAAAUAAACAU